AGAAGUGUAACAAACCGCUUAAAAACACGGCAGUAUAAAUACCAUGUUAAAGGCAGACUAGAGCACAGUUCAAUCUGCUCCAUCAACCAGUGAACAAGACACCAAAACAUCUCAAAAUGGCAUUCAAGUUUGUGAUCUUCGCCGCCGUCGUCGCUGUUGCCCGCGCUGGCCUCAUUGCCUCGCCAGCAGUUUCCUACGCUGCUGCUCCGGCCCUUGUCGCUGCUCCGGUAGCCAAGGUCGCUACUUAUGCCGCCCCGAUCGCCAAGGUUGCGUACGCCGCCCAGCCGGAAGAGUACGACCCGAACCCUCAGUACUCGUUCUCGUACGGAAUCUCGGACUCCCUGACCGGAGACUCCAAGUCCCAGCAGGAAUCCCGCAGCGGAGAUGUUGUCCAGGGAUCGUACUCGGUCGUUGACGCCGAUGGUUACAAGCGUACCGUUGACUACACGGCUGACCCACACAACGGAUUUAACGCUCAGGUCCGUCGUGAGCCUCUGGGUGCUAAGGUCAUUGCUGCCCAGCCCGCUGUCGCCUAUGCUGCCCCUCUGGCCACCAAGACCAUCUCUUAUGCCGCUCCAGUAGCCAAGACCAUCUCGUACGCCGCUCCAGUGGCCACCAAGACCUACGUCUCGAGCCCAGCUGUGUCCUAUGCCGCUCCUCUGGCCACAAAGACCUAUGUCUCGAGCCCAGCUGUGUCCUAUGCCGCUCCUCUGGCCACCAAGACCUACGUCUCGAGCCCAGCUGUGUCCUACGCCGCUCCUCUGGCCACCAAGACUUACGUCUCGAGCCCAGCUCUCUCGUACGCCGCCCCGGCCUACGCUUCCUACCACUUUGUGAUCUUCGCCGCCGUCGUCGCUGUUGCCCGCGCUGGCCUCAUUGCCUCGCCAGCAGUUUCCUACGCUGCUGCUCCGGCCCUUGUCGCUGCUCCGGUAGCCAAGGUCGCUACUUAUGCCGCCCCGAUCGCCAAGGUUGCGUACGCCGCCCAGCCGGAAGAGUACGACCCGAACCCUCAGUACUCGUUCUCGUACGGAAUCUCGGACUCCCUGACCGGAGACUCCAAGUCCCAGCAGGAAUCCCGCAGCGGAGAUGUUGUCCAGGGAUCGUACUCGGUCGUUGACGCCGAUGGUUACAAGCGUACCGUUGACUACACGGCUGACCCACACAACGGAUUCAACGCUGAGGUCCGUCGUGAGCCUCUGGCCACCAAGGUCAUUGCUGCCCAGCCCGCUGUCGCCUACGCUGCUCCUCUGGCCACCAAGACCAUCUCUUACGCCGCUCCAGUAGCCAAGACCAUCUCGUACGCCGCUCCAGUGGCCACCAAGACCUACGUCUCGAGCCCAGCUGUGUCCUAUGCCGCUCCUCUGGCCACCAAGACCUACGUCUCGAGCCCAGCUGUGUCCUACGCCGCUCCUCUGGCCACCAAGACCUACGUCUCGAGCCCAGCUGUGUCCUACGCCGCUCCUCUGGCCACCAAGACCUACGUCUCGAGCCCAGCUGUGUCCUACGCCGCCCCUUUGGCUAAGACCUACGUCUCGAGCCCAGCUCUUUCGUACGCCGCUCCGGCCUACGCUUCCUACCACCUCCAGCCCACACUAGUCACAGUUCGAUUGAUCAUCCGGUGCUGUGAACAACAUCUUCUCCAACCCGAAGCAGACAUGGCAUUCAAGUUCGUGACCUUUGCUGCCCUGAUCGCGGUUGCCCGCGCUGGCCUCAUUGCUUCGCCCGCUGUCAGCUAUGCUGCUCCGGUCGCCAAGGUCGCUUAUGCUGCCGCACCGGCCCUUGUCGCUGCCCCCGUCGCUAAGGUUGCGUACGCCGCCCAGCCAGAAGAGUACGAUGCUAACCCGCACUACUCAUUCUCGUACGGAAUCUCCGAUGCCCUGACCGGUGACUCCAAGUCCCAGCAGGAAUCGCGCAGCGGAGAUGUUGUCCAGGGAUCGUACUCCGUCGUUGAUCCCGAUGGUACGAAGCGUACCGUUGACUACACGGCUGACCCACACAACGGAUUCAACGCUGUCGUCCACCGUGAGCCGCUGACCGCUACCAAGGUUGUUGCUGCCGCCCCGGUCGCCACCAAGGUUAUCGCUCAGCCGGCCGUCGCGUAUGCUGCACCUCUGGCCACCAAGACCGUGGUAGCUAGCCCGGCCAUCUCGUACGCCGCUCCGGUUGCUAAGCUGGCCGCACCGGUCGCUUACACCGCUGCGAUCCAUCACUAAGUGCGCAUCCCUCGACUGUCUCACCAACCGGCACCGUUUGUACAUAUCUUCAAAACCAACCCGUUACAAGACUCACGCAUGACUCGUUUAAUUUAUUAAACGUUUUGUUUUGAAUAUUAAUAACAAUCAAUUGAA
Anopheles maculipalpis is the source of this 2348-nucleotide messenger RNA. Its product is annotated as calphotin-like. The record is from RefSeq and is a predicted model, not a curated record. NCBI's taxonomy places the organism in Eukaryota, Metazoa, Arthropoda, Insecta, Diptera, Culicidae. The transcript is spliced from 5 exons. The coding region runs from base 117 to 2213 and encodes 698 amino acids. Gene Ontology annotation, cellular component: extracellular matrix.